Molecule: messenger RNA, 613 nt
Organism: Neohortaea acidophila
Lineage: Eukaryota; Fungi; Ascomycota; Dothideomycetes; Mycosphaerellales; Teratosphaeriaceae
Exons: 2
Coding region: 214-579 (121 amino acids)
Source: RefSeq, a predicted model, not a curated record
CGGGAGUGUGUGCUGUCGGGGAGCGGCAACGGUAAGCAUCGUCCGAGACGCCACCCUCCGAGAUCUACAUUCGACGGGCGAGGAUGUGGUAAGCUCGUAGGCAGGCUAUCGUCUCCGCCUGUGCUUUUCUUCUGCCUCGACAAACGCUUGAUCAUUCGUUUCUUUUCAGCCCACAACAGAGAUUAUGUACGCUUUUGCGGGAAUCUCUCAACAAUGACGGCUCAAUCCUCCGCCAAGAGCGACACGGCCAGCGCCGACCCCGAGGAGCAAGCAAAGGCUCAAGACGCCCUUGAAACCACUGAAAAGACAGAACAAGCUCCUGAGCGAGACGCGGCCUCUGAAGAGUCGCUCAUCGUGACAUGGGAUGGUCCCGAUGACCCAGAAAACCCGCUCAACUUUUCUUUGCGCUACAAAUGCUGGAUCACCGCCAUCACGUCGCUCAUGACAUUCAGUGUGAGCUUUGGGAGCGCAAUUUGGGCGGCAGCAACCGAAGCCAUCGGUUUCGCCACCGGUAAGUCGUUGUUACGCCAGGCCCUGCUCAACAGCGCCACUGCAGUAGAAAGAUCCUGUGUCGACUGACACUAAGUACAGGUCCGCUUAUCUUUGGCCCCAU